AUGCAGCAAAACAAACCAUUGGUAUACGGUCUCAACCUGACCUCUAGAAAUUCAUCUGCACAACCUCCAAAACUAAAAAGAGCAUUAAUUUUUGAUGAAUCCGACGACCAAGAUUCCAAUGGGUUUACUGACAUUCGCAAAAACGGUAGUAAAUCUAACACGAAAUCCUACACGAAAGUCAUCAAUAAGCAAAUAUUGUCUUCAAGUUCUACAAGUCAAUUAAUUCAUGAACACGAGAUUAUAUUCGAGCACAAGAUACAAAAAGAACGAGAAGCUGAAGGAGACGAAUUCGAAGGAAUGGAAACUUUCGUAACACCAGCAUAUAAAGUACAACAAGAAGAGUUGAGGAAGAAAAAAGGUUGCGAGUUCAUCAAAAACUGCAGCCAUAGAACGAUAGAAGAUGAUUCUACCGAUCAAAAACCAAAAACUGACAAGGAGCUUGCAGAUCAAGCAAGAGUGGCUGGUAAAAUGGUAAUGUUGAAUGAUGAUGAACAAAUAGUGGACAAACAAAAACUUCUGUCAACUGGAUUCAAAAGAUAUGAUAAUAAAUAUAAUUCCAAGAAUAGCGAUGAAAUGUGUCGUUGUGAGAGGCAAAGUCGAAAAUUAGAAAAUCAAAUUUUAGAAACUCAGCGAAAAAGGGUGGAAGAAGAAAAGCUUAAUAAGCAAGAGUUGUUAA
Molecule: messenger RNA, 676 nt
Organism: Acaulospora morrowiae
Lineage: Eukaryota; Fungi; Glomeromycota; Glomeromycetes; Diversisporales; Acaulosporaceae
Source: the annotation of a GenBank genome assembly